AUGCUGUUGGAUACUGCGGAAAGUAUCCGCAGUGUACUCUGCAAGGUGUCAAAAAUUCUAAAUUUGUGUAAAUCAUCAGUGAUAAACAAGGAAUCAUUGCGGGAUGAUUGUGAUGACAUUAUUAAACAAAUCUGCGACAUUCACAGCAGGCUAAUGCACUCUGUAAGUGAGGUGGAUACGGAUAUAUUUCCCAAGACGAUCCCCUACACCAACCUAUUACACCUGCAGGCGACGAACAAAAUCGCGCUUAAUGAGUCGGAGCAACAGUUGGAUGAAAUUUUACAAUCUUAA
Molecule: messenger RNA, 291 nt
Organism: Babesia microti strain RI
Lineage: Eukaryota; Apicomplexa; Aconoidasida; Piroplasmida; Babesiidae
Exons: 1
Coding region: 1-291 (96 amino acids)
Source: RefSeq, a predicted model, not a curated record